ACUUCCACGCGGGAUCGAUGCUGAAGCCAAGGUUUCCGCCAAUUUUCAGCUUGCCCCGAAUUUUUGUUAAUUCAAAUGUCUUCAGUGAUCGGACUAACUACUUAUAGUUCUUGGGUUCUAAACGUGAAAUCUUCAGUGAAACUUGAUUUAAGGUUACAAGUUUUUUAAUAAUAUGAUUACAUAAUUGGUCCCGACAAUCGGAGCGAGAGCGAGCGAGAGCGACCGAAGUUAGGUUCGAACUGCCUUUAAGUUUUUCUUAAUGCUAGAUGCACUACACAUAUGUACCACACAAGUAUAUGGCACGCGCACACACAUAACACCCCCCUUAUCACUCAGAAGACCUUCCCGUGCAGAAGGGCUGAACAGUUGGGGCCAACUCGACGUCCUGGGCUCUUGUAGUAGUCGUGGUCGUGGUUGGUCGGCGUGAUUUUAGUUUCUUCCACACCAGUAUUCCGGCGGUUGCAAUAACCAGCACGUAUAAGGGUACGAUCCAUACCAGGUUACUAUUAUUUUUAGGAUCAAAUGGUUGUAUCUGCUGAAGUUCCUCCUUUUCUAAUAGAGCUUGGAGUUUAUAUAAUUGUUCUAAUGGAACCCUUUCCAGUUUCAACGGUUGUGCAUUAUUUAGGAUCGUUAUAUUGGACAAUUGGAAGGAUAUAAGUUUGAAGCCGGGUAUUCAUUAGGCAACAUUUGUUGAUAAACUGUUUACGAAUUUCAUCACUUGUUCCGCAACAAGUUUACCGUAAACACUGUUUCUGAAACUUAGCAGUCCACACUAGUUUAGUUGUUGCUAGGAUGUCGCCCGAAGAGGUAGUGAUGCUCUGUGCUGCUUAUAUAAUAAUGCACAAGUGUAAAGCUAAGAAAAAAAAGAAAAGGUGGUGGAUGAGAAAUUACCUCAUGAAUAGAACUUACGUAUUUGAUGAUCUUAGAGGCUUUGAUGGAUCAUUCCAGAAUUUUACCAGAAUGUCACGAUCUGACUUUGAAACAUUAUUGGGAUUGAUUGGACCUGCUAUAACAAGACAGGAGACAAAAUUUCGGCAUCCCAUUGAGCCCCAAAGACGACUGGCUAUAACUUUACGGUUUAUUGCAACAGGUGACUUGUAUGGCUCACUGUCAUAUACUUUUAAAGUAUCAAAACAAAUAAUCAGCAAGAUCAUACCAGAAGUUUGUCAGGAAUUGAUAAAUGUUUUGAAGGACUAUGUAAAGGUGCCACAAACUGAACAAGAAUGGAAAAAGAAGGCCCGCCAGUUCGAGUUAUUAUGGAAUUUUCCUCAUUGUAUCGGUUCCAUUGAUGGAAAACAUAUUGUUAUUGAAGCACCAUUUAAUUCUGGCAGUGAUUAUUUCAAUUAUAAAGAACAAUUCAGCAUUAUACUACUGGCAAUAGUUAACGCAGAUUACAACUUUAUAUGUAUAUGCGAAUUGUGGUGCUAAAGGCAGAUCUUCCGACAGUGGAGUAUUUCAAGAAACUUCAUUUUACGAUGCAAUGACUGCAAACCGGCUUAAUUUUCCACAGCCACAACCAAUAUUACCAAAUGGUCCGAAUCUACCUUAUGUAAUAGUAGGGGAUAGUGCAUUUGCCUUAUCUGAAAAUAUGAUGAAACCGUAUCCUGGCGUUCACAACCGUGGAACUACAAAACGCAUUUUCGACUACCGCCUUUCCAGAUCAAGAAGGAUUGUAGAAAAUGUGUUUGGUUUAUUAAGUGCUGUCUUUCGCGUUUUCAGAAAAGCCAUGCCUCUUAAGCCUGCUACUUGUGAAAUUGUAACAAUGGCGUGUGUAUAUUUGCAUAACUUUUUAAGGCGUAAUAAACAGUCCCGAGCUAUAUAUACUCCACCAGGAACAUUCGAUUAUGAAGACCCAGAAUAUAACGUUAUAGAAGGUUCUUGGCGAAGAGAAGUUGCUCCUCAUGGCAUGUUGAAUUUACAACCUAUUGCAAGACACCCACCACUAGCUGCAGCGGUCGUAAGAGAUCACUUCGCUGAACAUUUUAGUAGUCCAGAAGACAGUGUGCCAUGGCAAAAUUCUCACGCAUAAAGAUAGUACCCACUGAAUACGUGUUUUUUUAAUAAAGUUCUGAUAACAU
Molecule: messenger RNA, 2078 nt
Organism: Cydia pomonella (codling moth)
Lineage: Eukaryota; Metazoa; Arthropoda; Insecta; Lepidoptera; Tortricidae
Exons: 2
Coding region: 793-1428 (211 amino acids)
Source: RefSeq, a predicted model, not a curated record